CUUCCAUUCUACUUAGGUAAUUAUAACAAGUGAAAUGCAUGUGCGAUUGCAACAAAGAAUACUUACCUACUCGUUAACAUUUUUAGUUGCACUAUUGUUCGGAAAGUUGAUUUUUCUUAGCAAUGAUUGUAAGGAGAAGUUAGGAAAUAAUCCACAUAAACAUGUAACAGCAGAUCCUUGGAAUAUAAAUGAACAUUUAAUUGAGUUACAAGUUAAUAAAGCAAUUAAUAAAAUACGCCGGACAUCUGACCACCUUAAGCCGCUUGUAUCACCUGAUGUUGAUCAUAAUGGAAUACCGCAAGGUGAAGAUAUGUUCAUUGAAAGUCCAAAGAAUCAUCCAACUCAAGAAGACUGGGGCCCACAUCAGUUAGCCUUAAUUGUGCCUUACCGAGAUCGAUUCGAAGAACUGAAGGAAUUUGUUCCUCACAUGCAUAAAUAUCUUAACAUGAAAAAAAUUAAUCAUCAAAUAUUCAUAAUUAAUCAAGUUGACCAACACAGAUUUAACCGUGCUUCUUUAAUUAAUGUUGGUUUUGUAACUGCAAGAAAGGAAUCGUGUGAUUACAUCGCAAUGCAUGAUGUUGAUUUGAUGCCGUUAAAUAAAGAUUUGAAUUAUGGGUAUCCAGAUCUUGGACCGUUCCAUGUCUCUGCUCCCCACUUGCACCCUAAGUAUCAUUAUAAGAAAUUUGUUGGUGGUAUUUUGCUGGUUUCUAUUGAGCAGUUUGAGGAAUUGAACGGGCUUUCAAACAAAUUUUGGGGAUGGGGUCGAGAAGAUGACGAAUUCUACAUGAGAAUAGUGGAAAAAGGCUACAAGAUUUAUCGUCACGGAAAAGAAAUUACAACUGGAUAUGAAACGUUUAAACAUGAACAUGGAAAAGAGAGGAAAAGGGAUUAUGCUAAACUACCUGGCCAAAGAAAGGCAAUGUUUGAGCGAGAUCUGUUUACUGGAUUAAAAGAUGUGAAAUACACAAUAAAGAAGCGACAGGAAUUAAGCAUAGACGGCAGCCCGUGCACAGUGAUAGAUGUCGAACUAGAGUGUGAUUUAGAUUUAACUCCAUGGUGCAAUUUAUCCAAAAAGAAAAAAGAAUAACUAUGUCUAAGAUAAGUGCCUAUUUAAAAGAGAUAGGUGCCUGAUUUAAACGAAAGUAAAGAUGCUUGUUAUAUAAAAGCUUAGGUGCCUAUUUUAAAAAACAAUAUGUGCCUAUUUUGAUAAAAGAUUAGGUGCCUAUUUUAAAUAAAAUAUAGAUACCUGUUUCAAAUGGAGAUAUAGAUUCAUGUGAAAAACAAAGUCUUUUUAGCCUCUACAUAUAGUAAGUUUAAAACAGCAUAAAAAAAUGUGUGAAUAUUUAUUUAUGAGAAUUUUUUAAAGAAAGUAUUAGAAUUUUAAAGUAUUUUAAGAACGUAUUUGAAAUAACGUAGUUUAUAUAUUAUUAUAUUGAUAAAACAAUUUUUUGUAUACAAUAUUUAUUGAGAAUAAUGAUUUGUUGAUUUGUCCGCAUGGGUAGAUAAAUUAUAGAAGCCACUCCCAUUGAGAAUUUGUGGUAAUUUGUCCUAUUAAUGACGUCAGCGCUUAUUUUGUCUGUAAGCUGUCAGACUGCACUGUGUAUGGUAUUUGUCAAUGUACAGUCCUUGACAAGAAAGUCGUAUAACAUGACACUGAUGGUAACCUUAAUUCCCCAUGUACUAUAAGAACGUUAACUAUGUCCUUCAUGGACUGUUUAUUUUCGUCUUUUGUUUUUAUUCGUCUUGAUUUACCUCUAAAUAAAAUUUUUCAAUUGUCGUGAAUUCGGUAGGAAGUUUUUACAUUUAUAAGGGUUUAACUAUGGUGAUAUAAUAAACACCAAAAGACAUAAAACUUAAUCCUUGCAGGAUAUUUAUUCUCUUAUACAUAUUUAUAACUUUUAGAUUAUGAAAAUAAAGUACGGUUACGUACUUUAUUUUCAUAACCUAAAAAAAAAUGCAACCUGACUGUCUCGACCAAAGGUGUACAAAAUUUUGUAAAUGCACUGUGUUCAAACACAAAGUUAAGCCUCGUGUUAAGAGUUAAAAGUGUUAACAGUGUAAAACAAAGUGUAUGUUUCCCAAAUAUGCGUGUUUCGGUUUAAUGAAAAGUUUCGAAAAUUCCAAGAAUAUCUGUAAUUUGUUUUGGGAAGACAUCACGGUUCUUACAUUGUUUUGGAAAACUAGAGUUUUAAGAGAAUUUUCCAGAAUCAUUUUGUUUUUACCUUAAAACAUUUCAAUAUUUUACUUCUCUCUGUAGUAUCUAUAUUAGUAUUUUUAAAAGAAAGUCAUCAUGCCGAUGUUAAUAGCACAUGUAAUCAUGAAUAUUAUUCAUAGAAACAGUGUAAGCAGAUCGAAAUAACGACGUUUCUAACAUUCCGACUUCUCCCAAAUUUUUAGUAGAAUCUUUGGCAGAUCUAUAAUAUGGAAUGUUUUUCAUUGUUUUUAAUUCUGUUCUCUAAAAUUUGACCCCAAGUCUCCUAAACUAUUUUAAAAUUUCAAGGGUGUCAUCACACUGGUAGUGGAUUGUUGCUGCCUUUGUUGUACUUAUUUGGUUUAUAUUGUUGUAUUGCCUUAUUGAAAAUUUAAUGCUAGCAGCAGAAAA
Molecule: messenger RNA, 2602 nt
Organism: Hydractinia symbiolongicarpus
Lineage: Eukaryota; Metazoa; Cnidaria; Hydrozoa; Anthoathecata; Hydractiniidae
Product: beta-1,4-galactosyltransferase 7-like
Exons: 6
Coding region: 35-1087 (350 amino acids)
Biological process (GO): proteoglycan biosynthetic process; carbohydrate metabolic process
Molecular function (GO): xylosylprotein 4-beta-galactosyltransferase activity
Source: RefSeq, a predicted model, not a curated record